Messenger RNA from Paramacrobiotus metropolitanus, 1201 nucleotides. RefSeq lists its product as uncharacterized. The record is from RefSeq and is a predicted model, not a curated record. Lineage: Eukaryota; Metazoa; Tardigrada; Eutardigrada; Parachela; Macrobiotidae. The coding region runs from base 256 to 960 and encodes 234 amino acids. The transcript is spliced from 3 exons.
ACCUUAAAUAAACAACUGGAAAUAAUUUAUAUUUUAUAACUGUAGUAUGUCAGAGCUAAAAAGCAGUGUAAAUACACGAGGUCUACCUACAUGACCAUGCUAAAAGCAGCACACAGAUGAUAUGAACCUGAGAACGAUAUUACGCAAACUGCUGGAAUUUAAAAUUGCUCAGUACCUUCAUAAUCCCGUCUAUGCUUUCUUGAUCAAGAAGAUUCGUGGAUCUGCAGCGCAUCCUCCAGCGAAAAAUGCCUCGUGAUGUCGCUAACUUGGAACCUUCUGGUAUUCUUUUUGGCAGCGUAUAUGGCUAAAACUAGCGAUGGGCUGACGUGCUACGUGUGCAAAUCAUGUUAUGGCGGUUUGGAGUGCCCAGAAGCAGUGUCGGAGCAAAAUAUAAAUGCCUGUCCCAAUUUUGCUGACAAAACGGAUCAGACUUUUAUGCCAUGGACGCAGUUUGAGUGCAAAUCCCAGAAUACGGUUCCUCGUUGUUUCCGCAAGUAUCGCAUAGUGAACAAUCCGUGGACUGACACAUUUGGACCAUUAGAGCGUGAUCCACGAGAAAGCAGCACAUAUGGUUGCGAGAAUCCGGGACGGAACUGCACGACGGUGAUGGUGCCGGACAAGUUUGAAGCGAAGACCCAAGCCGACGUCGACAGGAUAUUCCGCUGUGAUGCCUGCACCAGUAACCUGUGUAAUACUGUUCCGUUUGUGGAGGGGCGUAAGGAAGCGCAAGAGGAAGCAGCACGGUGGAAAAAUGGUCAAUUUGCAACCACUCAAGCACUGCCAGUGCCUCCCACUGGGGCUGUGACGGUGCCGCUGGACGCUACCGAUCAGAGUGCUGGCAAUAACAGCACUGUCCUUGGGGAUCCAGACCUGUCUGGCAACUGUCAACAGGGUAAUACACACGCCCUGUUUCAGCUUAUAAUGCUUACUUUUUGUAUUUCCGUCCUUCCUGGCUUUUGAAGCGCUUCUGUUAUGCGCAGGUUCUGUACCCAGUAUGUAUAUUGAUUUUAUUUUUUUAAUAAAUUAGCGCUGCGUGUAUGCCUGUCGUUUAGUAAAGGUCACCGCGUUUUAGUAGUACGUUUACUUGAUGUAAUUAACUUUCUUUUUAUGUUCGUUUUCUGAUCCUGAAGCAAACUGUAACCAUUUUUCUGCCAUGUGGUGAUGUCUAAAACUUGGUUUAACAAAAGGUCACUGUGCGUUU